UGAAUCUUCUAUUUGUCACUUUGGGACCUCUGUAAAGGAAGUCAGAUGGGGAACAAGGACCAACUAGUAAUCAAGUGCUGUUGCCAUGGAGGUGAAAUCGUAUUGCAGUAGCAAUGUCUUACCUUGUUAUUAAUCAGCAUGACAAUGAAGAGUUUUAUAACACUGGUCCUAGUGCUCUGCACUCAGUUAUUAUCAGUGCAUUCUGCAUCUGAGACGCUUUGUACUGACACCAGUGUUAAUUGUACUUGUGAUCUUAGUAAAUACAAUUCAACAAAUAGUCCUCCGCUUCCAACUGUUGAAUGCCUUAGUGGAGCUAUGAACAUCUAUAUUCCAAAGUGCCAGCUGAUAAAGAGCCAGUAUAAUGCCUCUACUUUGGCACUGAGUAAUAACACUGGAUCUCAAUGUCAAAGUGCUGAAUAUUUUGUGAAUAAUGAAACUCAAGUCGUUUUUCAAGAUCCGCUGAGGAUGGGGCAAUGUGGCAACACUGUAACUAUAAAUGCAACUUAUGUCACUUAUUCCAAUAUUCUGCACAUUUAUGCUGGAGGACCCCUCAUAACCAGAAGUAAUGUUACUGCAAAUGUGAGCUGCUCCUAUCCCUUAAGCUCUAAAAUUCAACUUAACGUCACUCUAAAUCCAGUAGUUUCGACCACCCAGUUAUCUGUUCCAGGAGCAAUUGGUGCUGUGACUGUUACCAUGGCAGCUUUUACAGAUCCCGCAUAUAGCGCUGUAAUUACUGAUCAGACUUCACUUACAGUGGAACAAACUAUAUACUUUUCAAUUUCGGUGCCAGACCUGGAAGCAGAUUCACUUUCAAUCAAAGUGCUAAGGAUAUAUGCUGGACCAGGGGGAACAAAUCCUAAUUCUGGAGUGUUUUUUAAUCUGACUACUGGAUCGAAUGGGUGCCCAGACCCCAGUUAUGGUACUAAUCUAAUCAAUAUGACUAAAAAUGGAGCUGGAUCUGAAGCAAGAUUCACAAUGCAGGUCUUCCAGAUUACCGGCUAUGAUUCUGUCAGCAUCUAUGCGGAUGUAACACUUUGUCAAGGCACAUGUAUUACGACUUGUAAUGCCAACAGCAGAUCAGCUGAUAUUAGCACUGGUGACAAUGUAGCAAGAAUCGGCCUAGACCUAUCAACUGACGGAAAUUUCCUUACUGGAGCCGUUGACCGGGUCAACAUGCCAUGGACACUGUUUUCACUCAUCUCAUCUCUGCUGUUUGUGAAGUUGAUGUAAAUGCAUUACGGUUUCCCAAUAGUGCCAAUAUGGGACUCCACAACCAAAUCAGACUGGAUUAAAAAAACGUUCUUAUUUCCUUCCUUUGUGCGUUAAUCUUCAUUAUUUACUUUGCACUCGUAACAAUUAUAUAAAUGAAAAAAGACAAGAUGCAACAAAAUAAAAUAGUGCUGGUCUAUGUCAACCUACAUAUAUGUCACAGUAUUCACACUGUGUUUGGAUGUGGUCGAAGGACUGGUAUGUUAAUACCUGCUUGCUACGCUUAUUUAUGGAUCAUGGACAUAUUCAGACUGUAAACUAUUUGGGGCAGGGAUCGCCUCUGUACUAAAGGACUACUGCUUUGAACUUUUGCAAUCCACAGUAAUAUUUCUCCUGUGUGUAGCUUUACAUGUGGAAAACAUACAUGUAUUACUUACAUGCACAUGACCUGUCAAGCUGUAUUCCAUAUGUAUUCAAAAAUAAAGUUUUAUUUUAAU
Messenger RNA from Pseudophryne corroboree (corroboree frog), 1706 nucleotides. RefSeq names its product uromodulin-like. The coding region runs from base 139 to 1230 and encodes 363 amino acids. The record is from RefSeq and is a predicted model, not a curated record. NCBI's taxonomy places the organism in Eukaryota, Metazoa, Chordata, Amphibia, Anura, Myobatrachidae. Gene Ontology annotation, cellular component: cell surface. The transcript has 11 exons.